Molecule: messenger RNA, 3766 nt
Organism: Ahaetulla prasina
Lineage: Eukaryota; Metazoa; Chordata; Lepidosauria; Squamata; Colubridae
Gene: NEK4
Product: NIMA related kinase 4
Exons: 16
Coding region: 328-2637 (769 amino acids)
Biological process (GO): protein phosphorylation
Molecular function (GO): protein kinase activity; ATP binding
Source: RefSeq, a predicted model, not a curated record
GACGCUUCUCGGGAACUCCUUUUCGCCCUCCUUCCCUCCUUCCUCUCUGCCUCCGGAGGCCUUCGCGAGGACGGCGGCCCGUGCGAGUCGCUGCUUGCUUUUGCUCUCCGACCAAAAGGGAAUUUUAAAAACAACUCCGCGCCACAAAGUGGCGGCUUUCCUGCAGCAACAGGCGUUGCUCCGUGUGACAAGAGGAUCGACCAUCCUUUCCACACCUAGAAUGCUGCACCCAGUUUUGAUCCCCACCUAUAAAAAAAGAUGUUGAGACUCUAGAAAGAGUGCAGAGAAGAGCAACAAAUAUGAUUAGGGGACUGGAGGCUAAAACAUAUGAAGAACGGUUGCAGGAACUGGUAUGUUAUCAAAAGGCUGAACCUUAAACAUGCCUCAAGCCGCGAGAGAAAAGCAGCAGAGCAGGAAGCCCAGCUAUUGUCACAGCUGAAGCAUCCAAACAUAGUCACCUAUAGAGAGUCCUGGGAAGGAGAUGAUGGCUUGCUUUACAUUGUCAUGGGCUUCUGUGAAGGAGGGGACUUAUAUCAUAAACUGAAAGAGCAGAAAGGACAACUUCUUCCUGAGUCUCAAGUGGUGGAGUGGCUUGUUCAGAUUGCUAUGGCACUGCAGUAUUUGCAUGAGAAGCACAUUCUGCAUAGAGAUCUCAAAACUCAAAAUGUUUUUCUGACGCGUUCUAAUAUUAUCAAAGUGGGAGAUCUGGGAAUCGCCAGAGUGCUGGAUAAUCAGCAUGAUAUGGCUAAUACUCUAAUUGGCACUCCUUACUAUAUGAGCCCUGAAUUGUUCUCUAACAAGCCUUACAAUUACAAGUCUGAUGUUUGGGCCUUGGGUUGUUGUGCAUAUGAAAUGGCCACCUUGAAGCAUGCUUUUAAUGCUAAAGACAUGAAUUCCUUGGUUUAUCGAAUUAUUGAAGGAAAGCUGCCACCAAUGCCAAAAGAUUAUAGCACUCAGUUGAAAGAACUGAUAAGAACAAUGCUUAGUAAAAAGCCAGAGGAGAGACCCAGUGUCAGGAACAUAUUGAGGCAACCAUAUAUCAAGCAGCAAAUCUCUCUGUUUUUGGAAGCUACAAAGGCAAAAACAUCUAAAAAUCAUAAGAAAGUAUCUGAACCCAAACCUCGGGGAUCUUCAGAGAAAACUGAAUUAAAGAAAGAAAGUACAGAACCUCAGAAGCUUCCAAAUGAACUUUCAAAGAAGUCCAAUGGGAAUGAAGAUAAAUGUCUAAUCAAUAAUAAAACAUUUGAAGUUUCUUCAAAGAAACAAGUAUCUGAACCUGAAAAAAACAGCAAAAAUGGUUUGAACAGCUUAGAAGUCUCUUUGGCAACAAUGAGCAAAGUCGAUAUACUUAUUGUUCCACUGGAAAAGAGAAACUCUGCAACCAAACAAUUAGCAGAAGAUAAAGAAUCCGAAAAUGUACAUAUUCCCAAUGAAGUAGAGCCAGAAAAAGCAAAAAAUAGCCCAGAAUUAAAGGAAGAAAAUUUACUGAAAAUGUCAAACAUUUGCCCCAAAACUGGAGAUGUAGAUGCUAAGGAGACAGAUAAUGGUGAUGACAGUACGAAAAUUCUGCAACCGACUUUAAAGAUUCCAUGUGUAAGCAAUAAAAGUCUGGACUGUAUUGAGAAACUGCUAGUACCGAAUGAUCCUAGAGAAAUUUUGAAUGAAGCCUGUGGAAACUCAGGAGAAGCUAAAGAUCCCAUUCUGCCUAUAAGCACGCCUUGUUUUCGGCCUCAAGGAUCGGUUCAAGAGCCUUCCUUGUCACGACAGCGACGGCAUAAGAAGCAGGAGCAGUCUGAGAUCUGCUUAGACAAGAUUACAGCACUUGGUCCUCGGCAACUGCCCGCUUUUCCUGAUGUGAAUGUAAAAACAAAAGUUAACACAGACCAUCAGCGUGCUGCAAACAUUCUGAAAAAGUCAAAAAGCUUCGAAGUAGAACAUUCCAAGGAUCGCCCAUUAUCAGCUCGAGAAAGGAGAAGAUUAAAGCAAUCCCAAGAAGAUAUGCUUUCUUCUGGGCCUUCUGCAAGACAAAUGUCUUAUAAUGCAUCAACAGAAACAAAACUUCCAAAGGAAGACAGUUCCGUUCAGAUUGCUCAGUUUACUUCAGAACCUAGCACUGAUAAGAAGAAAAGCUUAACUGGUUGUUGCACUGAGGAUGAACUGAGCUCUUCUACAAGCUCUACAGAAAAAUCAGAUGGAGAUUAUAAAGAAAGAAAAAGUGAUGAAAUGAAUGACUUGCUACGGUUGAUGACGCAAACACUAAAAAUGGAUAAAAUUGAAAGUUAUUCACAAUUUGCAAUGCCAAUACCUGACUCACAGUUCAAGCUAAAUAGGAAAUAUAGGGAUACACUGAUCUUACAUGGGAAAGCAGCUGAAGAACCUGAUGAAUAUCAGUUUCAAGAGCUUCCUUCAGAUGUCAAGUCUGGUCCACAGAAUAUUAGGAGAUUGGUUGAGAUUUUAAGAGCAGAUGUAGUUCAAGGAAUUGGGGUAAAGCUGCUAGAAAAAGUUUAUGAUGCAAUGGAGGAAGAGGAUGAACAGAAAAGAGAGCUAUGUUUGCGGAAGCUCAUGGGAGAAAAGUACACGUCUUAUAGUAUGAAGUCUCGUCAUUUAAAGUUCUUAGAAGACAAUGUGAAACUUUGACAAAUACCUCAGUUGAACUGUUUCUUCCUGAAAGAAAGACACUCAGUUUGUAACCAGAUUGAUUUUUAAAAUUUUCUUAGAUUCAUUCACUUAGAAGAUAAACUUUUUCCCAUACUGUUUCUUGUUAUCUAUUGUAGAUUGUGUAUUUAGUUUAUAAGGAGCAAUACAUGCUUAAAGGUAAGUUUGGGUAAGUCGGAUUUUUUAAAGUACUGGCAACAAGCAGCACUAAUGGUUGUCUUUUAAAAACAUAUUAAAUUAUUUUUGUUUCAAUGUCAAUCCUCAUUUAAAACUGGCAAUCCUUCAUAUAGUCAAAUAUGUAUUGUGUUGGAAUUUGCUAUUUUAGACUCUCUCUGAUUUCAGCCCAAGAAUAGAAUUUUCACUAAAGUAGAAUAAUUUUCAAUUAACGUUGUGGUAUAAUGAAAAGAAAAAACUAAAAAAUUCUACUCAGGAAAAGAACAUAAAUGUGAUGCACCAAUACAUAGAUACAGGAAAAGAAUAAGGCUAUGUGAAGACCUUAAUGCUCUCUUAGCUUAAUUGUUUGCUUGCAGGUGCUUCAUUACCCAAUUAGGUAAUAUCAUCAGUGCUGUCAAACAUGUGGUAUGUUCCCUGUUUAUACACAGUAGCUUGGUCUUGCCAGUGUUAGUGGGCAACACUCAUUGUUAAUUCCUUCAUUAGGAUAUCUUUUUCUGCUUGUUUGUCUGGUGUUAAUCCCUACUUGUUUCGGUAUUGGUUGUUGUUGAUGUAUUCAAAUCUUUUUGUUUUCUUCAAAUAAGCUCAGAGAGUACCAAGGACACCAGAAUUCAACCAUGAACUAUAUAUAUUCUCUUCAGUUGGAAUAUAUUUGUUUACAUCUUUAUCAACAUAUUUGAGAACCAGUAUUUUUUUAAACAAUGUUGUACUAAUCUAUUUAUCCAAUAUUCACAUAUAAUAUUGGAUACAUAGAUUAGUAUGACUUUUUUUUUAAAAAAAGUAAAAAAUCUUGUAGAGAUUUUUUCAUUCUAACAAAUACACACUUAUUUUAUCUGAGAAAUCAUUAUUUUUGGAAUAAGAUGGGAAAACAACAUAAAUUGAGCGUCUAGAGUAUUUUGCUUGAAACAAUGUUACUAUUUUAAUAAAUUUUGGGUUGUGA